Messenger RNA from Oryza brachyantha (malo sina), 2215 nucleotides. RefSeq lists its product as uncharacterized. The record is from RefSeq and is a predicted model, not a curated record. NCBI's taxonomy places the organism in Eukaryota, Viridiplantae, Streptophyta, Magnoliopsida, Poales, Poaceae. Bases 418 to 1839 code for a protein of 473 amino acids. The transcript has 14 exons.
CGGCUCGUCGGCUUUCCCCACGAGCCCCCAUCCGUAUCAGAUCCAGCCCAACCCCCUCCUCAGUCGAGCAGCAGCAAAAGGGAGCAGCAGCCUGAGAAUACACCACAAUAGUUUACGACUAAAAUACACAGUCGUAACGCAGAGAGAGGAGAGAAGGGUAGAAUCAUCUCAUCACACUCCAUCUCCUCGAGACUAAAGAAAAAGGGGAGAGAGAGAGAGAGAGAGAGAGAGAGAGAGAGAGAGAGGAAGGAACCCUUCGUCCUCGUCUCCUCGACGCCGCCUCACUUUUGUCGCCCACUCCUCGUCGGCGGGGCAGGGCCGCGCAGCGAGAAGACCGAGGAGGAGGAGGAGGAGGCUGAGGCGGGAGCGGAAGAGUGGUUGGGGUGGUUUGAGUUGGGGGUGGGAGUGAGGUGAGGGAUGCAGCAGCGGAGGGCGCAGACGUGGGCGGGGGUGGGGAAGACGGCGCAGGCGGCGGCGGCGCACGCGGCGGUCUUCUGCUUCACGCUCCUCCUCGCGCUCAAAGUCGACGGCCGCACCGCCUACUCCUGGUGGAUUAUAUUCAUUCCGCUAUGGCUAUUUCAUGGCAUUGUUGCCCGCGGAAGGUUUUCAUUGCCAGCCCCUUCGCUUCCUCAUGGCCGUCAUUGGGCACCUUGUCAUUCAAUUGUUGCAGCACCGUUGCUUAUUGCGUUUGAGCUGCUGCUUUGCAUAUAUCUCGAAAGUCUGAGAGUUAAACAUCUCCCGGCCGUUGAUUUGAAGAUUGUAUUCCUUCCUCUUCUGGCCUUUGAAGUGAUUAUUCUAAUUGACAAUUUUAGAAUGUGUAGAGCUUUAAUGCCAGGAGAUGAAGAAAGUAUGAGUGAUGAAGCUAUUUGGGAGACACUUCCUCACUUUUGGGUUGCAAUUUCUAUGGUGUUUCUUAUAGCUGCUACAACCUUCACACUUUUGAAGCUGUCUGGUGAUGUCGGUGCUUUGGGAUGGUGGGAUUUGUUUAUAAAUUAUGGAAUUGCGGAGUGUUUUGCAUUUCUUGUUUGUACAAGAUGGUUUAAUCCCAUGAUUCAUAAAUCUCCUAAUCCUGGGGAGGCUAGCUCAUCAUCAGUGGCAAUUAGAUACCGUGAUUGGGAGAGUGGUCUUCUCCUCCCAUCACUAGAAGAUCAUGAACAAGAGAGUCUCUGUGGUCUUCCUGACAUAGGAGGUCAUGUAAUGAAAAUACCUCUGGUGGUUUUCCAAGUUUUGCUUUGUAUGCGCUUGGAGGGUACACCACCUAGUGCUCGGUAUAUUCCGAUAUUUGCACUGUUCUCCCCACUCUUUAUUUUACAAGGCGCCGGUGUCCUUUUCUCUCUAGCAAGAUUGGUGGAGAAGGUUGUUCUGUUAUUACGAAAUGGACCAGUUAGUCCUAAUUACCUUACAGUCUCAUCAAAGGUCCGUGAUUGCUUUGCUUUUCUUCAUCGUGGUUCAAGGCUUCUUGGUUGGUGGUCUAUUGAUGAAGGCAGCAAAGAAGAGCAGGCCCGGUUGUUCUAUACUGAAUCUACUGGGUACAACACGUUUUGUGGCUAUCCACCUGAGGUAGUCAGGAAAAUGCCUAAGAGGGAUCUUGCAGAAGAGGUAUGGAGGCUUCAAGCAGCUUUGGGAGAGCAAUCAGAAAUUACCAAAUGCACCAAGCAGGAAUUUGAAAGGCUCCAAAAUGAGAAGGUUCUUUGUAGGAUUUGCUACGAGGGGGAGAUUUGCAUGGUCUUACUUCCUUGCCGGCACCGAACUUUAUGCAAGACUUGUUCUGAUAAGUGCAAGAAAUGUCCAAUCUGCCGUAUGCCCAUUGAAGAACGCAUGCCUGUAUAUGAUGUUUAAACUUCACUAACUCAGACGAACAUUACAAAUUUGUACAUGUUGGUUAUGCGAUGACCGCGCCAUGUAGGCUCAAUCACAACUUUAAGCUGAUUGAGGUUUGCACAAGUUCAGAAAGGUUUACCAGAUAUGGAAGAAAUAUAAAUUAUAUCAUGUCUAACCAAAAGCAUGCAAAGGUAGUUGAUGAGCAGGAUCCAAUUAUCUACUGUAAGUAUGUCAUCGGUUGUUUUAACUUUCUUUUUCGGUGAUCGAUAGAUGCUCCAGUUAGAUUGUGUAGCAUCUUCUCAAUGAUAUGCAUUGUCUGAAUGUAAAUAAGAACAUUGUCUUGUUUGAGUGUAGAGCUCCAUGGUUGAGAAGAGGAAAAGAAAUGUCUCCCUCC